Molecule: messenger RNA, 12648 nt
Organism: Vombatus ursinus (common wombat)
Lineage: Eukaryota; Metazoa; Chordata; Mammalia; Diprotodontia; Vombatidae
Gene: UTRN
Product: utrophin
Exons: 78
Coding region: 204-10646 (3480 amino acids)
Biological process (GO): synaptic signaling
Cellular component (GO): plasma membrane
Molecular function (GO): protein binding; zinc ion binding
Source: RefSeq, a predicted model, not a curated record
UUAAAAAAAAAGGAAGAAAAAAAGGAAAUAAAUCCUGCAUAAAUCCAGCAUAAACUUGGAAUUGGUCCGGAACCCGGUCGGGGAGAGAAGUGGGUCGGAGGGGCACGGGAGCAGAUAUUGAUGCCAAAUCAAGUGUGUAAAGAAAGGCACAAUCCUUAAGAGUAUCUGGCAGAAUUUUUAUACUGAGUUAAAUCUCUGCAAAGAUGGCCAAAUAUGGAGAGCAAGAGAACAGACCAAAUGAGGGACAGAGUGAAUUUACUGACAUCAUUAAGUCCAGAUCAGAUGAGCACAAUGAUGUUCAGAAGAAAACCUUUACCAAAUGGAUAAAUUCUCGAUUUUCAAAGAGUGGAAAACCACCAAUCAAGGAAAUGUUUACAGAUCUCAAAGAUGGAAGGAAGCUUUUGGAUCUUCUAGAGGGACUCACAGGAACUUCACUGCCUAAGGAACGUGGUUCCACAAGGGUACAUGCUUUAAAUAAUGUCAACAGAGUUCUACAGGUUUUACAUCAGAACAAUGUAGAACUAGUAAACAUAGGAGGAACUGAUAUUGUGGAUGGAAAUCACAAAUUGACACUGGGCUUACUGUGGAGUAUCAUCUUGCACUGGCAGGUAAAAGAUGUCAUGAAAGAUAUCAUGUCAGACCUACAGCAGACAAACAGUGAGAAGAUUCUUCUGAGCUGGGUUCGGCAGUCAACCAGGCCUUACAGUCAGGUCAACGUUCUCAAUUUCACCACAAGUUGGGCUGAUGGGUUGGCCUUUAAUGCCGUUCUCCAUCGACACAAACCUGAUCUCUUUAACUGGGAUAGAGUUACUAAAAUGUCCCCAGUUGAGCGACUGGAACAUGCUUUUAGCAAGGCUCAAAAACAUCUGGGUAUUGAAAAGCUGUUAGAUCCUGAAGAUGUUGCUGUUCAGCUUCCUGACAAGAAAUCCAUAAUUAUGUAUUUAACAUCUUUGUUUGAGGUGCUUCCUCAGCAAGUCACCAUGGAAGACAUUCGGGAAGUCGAAACUCUUCCGAGGAGAUAUAAAAAAGAAUGUGAAGAAGGAGAAUUUACUGUGCAAGCUGCAGCACCAGAAGAGGAAGAACAUGAAGGUUCUAGAGCUGAGACCCCCAGUACGGUCACGGAAAUGGAUAUGGACCUGGAUAGUUACCAAGUAGCUUUGGAAGAAGUUCUAACAUGGCUACUUUCAGCUGAAGACACAUUUCAAGAGCAAGAUGACAUUUCUGAUGAUGUUGAGGAAGUCAAAGAACAGUUUGCUACUCAUGAAGAAUUUAUGAUGGAGUUGACUGCACAUCAGAGCAGUGUUGGUAGUGUUCUGCAGGCUGGAAACCAGCUGAUAACACAGGGCACUUUAUCGGAUGAAGAAGGAUUCGAGAUUCAGGAACAAAUGACACUAUUGAACUCUCGGUGGGAAGCUCUCCGAGUAGAAAGUAUGGAUAGGCAGUCCCGGCUGCAUGAUGUACUCAUGGAGUUGCAGAAGAAGCAGUUGCAACAACUCUCUGAUUGGCUGACUCUCACAGAAGAGCGCAUUCAGAAGAUGGAAAGCUGCCCCUUGGAUGAUGAUUUACAAUCGUUAAAGAAGCAGCUGGAAGAACAUAAAGAAUUGCAAAAUGAUCUUGAGACAGAGCAGGUGAAAGUAAAUUCAUUAACUCACAUGGUUGUGAUUGUUGAUGAGAACAGUGGAGAAGGUGCUACAGCUGUCUUGGAAGAUCAACUGCAGAAACUUGGUGAACGUUGGACAGCUGUUUGCCGUUGGACUGAGGAACGUUGGAACAGGUUGCAUGAGAUUAAUAUACUAUGGCAGGAACUGUUGGAAGAACAGUGUUUGCUGAAAGCUUGGCUAACUGAGAAAGAAGAGGCUUUAAAUAAAGUGCAAACAAGCAACUUCAAAGACCCAAAGGAGCUGAGUGUCAGUGUUCGGCGACUGGCUAUUUUGAAGGAAGACAUGGAAAUGAAACGUCAGACCCUAGACCAACUAAGUGAGAUUGGCCAAGAUGUGAGUCAACUCCUUGACAAUCCUAGGAUUUCUGAGAAGAUCAAUAGUGAUUCAGAAGAACUGACCCAGAGGUGGGAUAGCUUGGUUCAGAGGUUAGAAGACUACUCUAACCAGGUGACUCAGGCGGUAGCGAAACUAGGAAUGUCCCAGGUUCCUCAGAAGCUUCUUUUGGAAACUGUUGGCAUUAGAGACAAAGUCACUGCUAAGAAAUCCAAACAAGAAUUACCUCCCCCUCCUCCACCAAAGAAGAGACAAGUACAUGUGGACCUUGAAGCUAAGAAAAAGUUUGAUGCUGUAAGUGCUGAGCUAUUGAACUGGAUUUCAAAAUCAAAUAGUACCAUUCACACCAUAGAUAUCAAAGAGUAUAAGAAGAAGAGAGUCACCUUGGACAUGAAGAAGAAACUGGAGGUCCUAGAAAAAGAGCAAACUGAAAGAAGCCCUAAACUAAAUGAAUUAAACCACAGUGGGCAAAAUCUUUUGGAGCAAAUGGGAAAAGAAGGACUUUCUGCAGAUGAUGUAAAAAAAGUCUUGGAGAGGGUCCUAUCAGAAUGGAAAGGUUUGGCAUGGAAUUUGGAAGAUGUUUCAAGAAAAAUUCAGCUUCAGGAUGAUAUAAAUGCAUUCUUUAAAGAUUUGGAUGAGCUUGAAAAGGCUGUCAAGGAAAAGGAAGAAUGGGUGAAAAACUCUCCCUUUUCAGAUACUACUCAGCAGUUUGGUCCAGGUCUGAAGGAUUCGUGCCAGUGGGAACUAACACAUCUGCUUAGUCUUGGCCCUCAAAUUGAAAUGAUGAGUUCCAGCUGUAUGGAUCUUAUGUCUCAGCCCUCUGCUCCAAGUUUCAUUCAGAAGAGUCUGGAGAGCUUUAUAGAUCACUACAGAUCUGUGCAACAGAAUUUGGAGGAAUGUCAGCAGCAGUUGGAGAAAGAUCUGAAGAGUCAACCUGGAGAUGACUACUUACAGACAUUGAAGACAGUGAAGAAUGUGUUAGAUGAAUCAGAAAGUAAGGCUCAGAUUUCUCUGAAUACUCUGAGUGACCUUUCAAAAGUUGAGAAGGCCCUACAGGAGAAAAUGGCUCUUGAAGAAAUACUUGAGGAUCAGAAACCUUCACUGGAUAAACUAGCAGAAGAAACAAAGACUUUGGAGCAGUGUUCACCCCAUGAUAUAAAAAACAAAUACCAGCAAGAGUUCGAGAAUGUUCAAGGAAAGUGGAACAGGCUAAAGGCCAGGAUCUCCAAAGAUAUUCAUCUGCUGGAAGAAAUUAUUCCACAACUGAGAGUGUUUGAGGCUGAUUCUAAAGUCAUUGAGAAGUGGGUGGAUGGCGUGAAAGACUUCUUAGUGACAGAGCAGGCUAUCCAAGGAGAUGCUGAAGGACUUCAAAGGCAGCUUGACCAAUGCAAUGCAUUUGUUAAUGAAAUGGAAACAAUUGAUUCAUCCCUCAAAGAAAUGAGGGAAAUAGAGUCGGCUCUGAGAAGCCAUCCAGUUGCUGGAGUUAAAACCUGGGUGCAGACAUUGCUUGUAGACUAUCAGACACAGUGGGAGAAACUCAGCAAGCAAAUUGCUAUUCAGAAGAACAAGUUAUCUGAAAGUCAGGAAAAAGCUAUGAAUCUGAAGAAGGACUUGGCAGAGAUGCAGGAAUGGAUGACUCAGGCUGAAGAAGAGUAUUUGGAAAAGGAUUUUGAAUAUAAAUCACCAGAAGAACUAGAGAGUGCUGUUGAAGAAAUGAAGAGGGCAAAAGAGGAUGUGUUGCAGAAGGAGGUGCGAGUGAAGAUUUUGAAAGACAGCAUCAAGUUGUUAGCUGCGAAAGUGCCAUCUGGUGGUGAAGAGUUAACAUCUGAGUUGAAUGUGGUAUUGGAAAACUAUCAGCUUCUUUGUAAUCGAAUUAGAGGGAAAUGCCAUACACUAGAGGAGGUAUGGUCUUGCUGGAUUGAACUGCUUCAUUAUUUAGAGCUGGAGACAAUCUGGCUAAACACUUUGGAAGAGAGAGUACAAAGCACUGAAUCCUUGCCUGAGAAAACAGAUGCUCUCAAUGAAGCCCUUGAGUCUUUGGAAUCAGUUUUACGUCACCCAGCAGAUAAUCGCACCCAGAUCCGUGAACUUGGUCAGACUCUAAUUGAUGGUGGGAUUCUUGAUGACAUAAUCAGUGAGAAGUUAGAGAACUUCAAUAGCCGAUAUGAAGAAUUGAGCCACUUGGCAGAGUCCAGACAGAUUUCUUUGGAAAAGCAACUACAGACCAUGAGGGAAACUGAUCACAUGCUGCAAGUUUUGCAGGAAAGCCUAACAGAGCUGGAUAAACAGCUCACCACAUACUUGACAGAUAGAAUAGAUGCCUUCCAGGUUCCACAGGAGGCUCAGAAAAUUCAUGCUGAAAUCUCUGCCCAUGAAUUAACAUUGGAAGAGCUGAGAAGAAAUACACGAUCUCAGCCACCCCCCUCUCCAGAAGGCAGGACCCCUCGAGGAGGAAGUCAGAUAGAUAUGCUGCAGCGGAAAUUUCGUGAAGUAUCCACAAAGUACCAACUCUUCCAGAAGCCUGCUAAUUUUGAGCAGCGUAUGCUUGAUUGCAAGCGGGUUCUAGAUAGUGUAAAGGCUGAUCUUCAUGUUUUGGAUGUGAAAGAUGUAGAUCCAGAUGUAAUUCAGAGUCAUUUGGACAAAUGCAUGAAACUCUAUAAAACUUUGAGUGAAGUAAAACUUGAAGUAGAGACUGUAAUCAAAACUGGAAGGCAGAUUGUACAAAAACAGCAAACAGACAACCCAAAAGGAAUGGAUGAACAACUGACUUCUUUGAAGUUCCUCUAUAAUGACUUGGGUGCACAGGUUACUGAGGGCAAGCAGGAUCUGGAAAGAGCUUCCCAGCUGGCUCGCAAAAUGAGGAAGGAGACAGCUUUGCUUUCGGAAUGGCUUACUGUUACCGAAGCUGAGUUAGUUCAGAAGUCGACUUCGGAAGGUUUGCUUUCCGACCUGGAUCCUGAGAUCGCCUGGGCCAAAAAUGUGCUAAAGCAGUUGGAAAAGAGAAAAUGUGAUUUAAAUAAUAUCACUGACAUCAGAGCAGCGCUCCAGAGUUUGGUAGAGGGUAGUGAGGCAACUUUGGAGGAAAAAGUCUCUGUACUGAAUGCUGGUUGGAGUAGAGUUCGCACAUGGACUGAAGAUUGGUGCAACACAUUAUUGAACCAUCAGAAACAGCUGGAGAUAUUUGAUGGAAAUGUUGCUCAUAUAAGUACUUGGCUUUACCAAGCUGAAGCUCUGCUGGAUGAGAUUGAAAAGAAGCCUGUAAAUAAGAGUGAAGAAAUUGUGAAACGAUUAACAUCUGAACUGGAUGAUGUUAAUCUACAAGUUGAAAACGUUCGUGACCAAGCCAUUAUACUGAUGGGUGCCCGGGGCUUGGCAAGCAGUGAGCUGGUGGAGCCAAAGUUAGCUGAAUUAAAUAGAAACUUUGACAAAGUGUCUCAACACAUCAAAAGUGCUAAAAUGUUAAUCGAUCAAGAACUUUUCUCAAAGAAAAUUUUUGUCAAAUCACAACCUCUUGAGGCUGGUGUGCAUUCAGUGGACCUAGAAAAACUAGAACAUGAUUUACAAAAUAUGUUGAAGAUGGUAGAAAAGCACAGUGAUGAAGAUGAAAAGUUGGAUGAGGAGAAGGCCCAGAUUGAGGAAGUUUUGCAGAGAGGAGAACAGAUAUUACAGCACCCCAUGGAGGAUAACAAGAGAGAAGAGAUACGUUUACAGUUACUACUGCUGAGGACAAGACAUAAUAAUGUCAAGGCACCUUCCAUUCAGCAGAGUGUAACAGUUGAUCAUCAGUAUCCAUCUGGAAUUACAUCAACACUUCUCCCUGCUGAUUACCUUGUUGAAAUUAACAAAGUUUUACUCUCCCUGGCAGAUGUAGAACUAUUAUUCAAUUCUUCAAACCUCAACAGUGGGAUCUAUGAACACUUUUCUGUGCAGGAAGAUUCACUGAAGAACAUCAUUGAUCUCCUGGACAAAGUCGGUGAACAGAUUGCAACUCUUCAUGAGAAGCAGCCCGAUAUUAUACUUGAUGUCUCUAGUCCUGAAGCUAUUCAGAUUGAGGAUGGACUGACCCAGUUGAAAGAAAAGUGGGACAGUCUGAAUGAAAGGUACAAUGAUCAUAAAAGUCGUUUUGAUAGAGCUGUGGAAGAAUGGAGACACUUCCAUCGUGACCUGAAUGACUUCAACCAGUGGCUUACAGAAGCCGAACAAUUAUUGCCUGAUGCCCGUACUGCAGAUGGCGGCCUGGAUCUAGAGAAGGCUAAGAUACAUCAGCAGGAACUUGAGGAGGGAGUCAGCAGCCGCCUGCCUAGUUUUUCACCACUAGUUCGAACUGGAAAAGACAUCAUUCACAAACUCACCAGUACAGUUGAUGCAUGUCUCUUGGAUGAAAAGCUGACAAAGCUCUGUGAACGUUGGAAUGCAGUUGCCACAGAAGUGCUGGAGAGAAAGCUUAGCCUAGAAACAAAAAAUGAACUGCUACUGAAAUUCAGAAAAAGGUUGACUGAAAUUAAUUGCUGGGUAUCAAAGGCUGAAAGUGCCUUGGAAAAGACACCUUCAUCUGAGAUGGAAGAUAGUGUCCAAGAACUACAGGACUUAACCCAGCAGAUAGAAGUACAAAAGGAAAAUCUUAAGUGGUUGAACAAAAGACUACCUGAGCUGCUUACAAUUAACGACUUGAGUAUGAAAGAAAGACAUUAUAUUUCUGGAAAUAUGAAAACUCUUAAUAUAAAGUGGAAUAAGCUGUACAGAGAUGUCCCUAGCACCUUGAGAAAGAGAGAAUUGGAUGUUUCAGAGCCCCAUCCUUCAAUGCUCUCUGAAAUUACUGUUCAGACACAGCCAUCUUUAGAACCUUCAUUACCUCCUGAUCUGGAUAAAACUACCACCGAACUAGCUGACUGGCUAGUAUUGAUUGAACAAAUGCUGAAGUCCAAUAUUGUCACUGUUGGGAAUGCAGAAGAGAUCAAACAGACAAUUGAACGUAUGAAAAUUACAAAGGCUGACCUAGAACAACGUCACUCCCAACUGGAUUAUGUUUUUACUUUGGCUCAGAAUUUGAAGAAUAAAACUACCAGUACAGAUAUAAAAACAGCAAUCACAGAAAGAUUAAAUAAAAUAAAAAUCCAAUGGGCCAAUACUGAAUUUGGUGUGGACACACGACAAGGGCAACUCCAAAACAUGCUUGCUGACAGCGAACACUGGAAGGAUGUAACCAGACAAGCUGAAGAGCUUAUUCGACAGCAUGAAGCCAAAGUCCAUAGUGUCCCAGAGGUCUCAAAGGAACCACUGAUCAAACAGCUUUCUGAGAACAAAAUGCUAAUUGAGGAAUUGAAUAAAAGUGAAGCUACAAUGAAAAUCUAUGAUGAUCUGUGGAAGAACUUGCUUCAGACCUAUAGUAGUGAUGACACAAGGAAAGUGAAAGAAAGUGGUGAUGACUUGAAUGCAUCUUGGGUUAACCUCAAUCAAAGCAUUCGUGACCGACAGAUUGCCUUGGAGGCUGAACUGAGGACGGUGCAGGCUUCCUUCCAGGAUCUGGAGAACUUCCUAAAGUGGAUGCCAGAGGCAGAAACCACAGCUAAUGUGCUUGAAAAUGCAGCACAGCAGGAGAAUGCUCUCCAGGACACUGGUUUGGCCAAGCAACUCAAAAAGCAGAUUCAGGACAUACAGGCUGAAAUUGAUGCCCACAAUGACAUCUUUAAAAAUAUUGAUGGAAAUAGGCAGAAUAUGGUAAAAGCUUUGGGAAAUUCAGAUGAGGCUGCCGUGCUCCAACAUCGACUAGAUGAUAUGAACCAGAGAUGGAAUGAUUUGAAAGCAAAGUCUGCUAGCAUCAGAGCUCAUUUGGAGGCCAGUGCUGAAAAGUGGAAUAGUUUCCUGACUUCUUUAGAAGAGCUGAUCCAGUGGCUAAACAUGAAAGAUGAUGAGCUUAAAAAACAAAUGCACAUUGGAGGAGAUGAAACUGCCUUAAAGCUCCAGCAAAACCAUUGUAAAGCAUUGAGACGUGAAUUGAAAGAGAAAGAAGAGUCUAUAUUGAAUGCUGUAGACCAAGCUCGAGUCUUCCUUGCUGACUUGCCAAUUGAGGCCCCUGAAGAACCAAAACAUGACCUGCAGUCUAAAAUAGAAUCAACUCCUGAAGAAAAAGCCCAGAAGAUUGCUAAAGCCAUGCGCAAACAGUCUUUAGAAGUGAAAGAGAAGUGGGAGAACCUCAAUGCAGCCACUAAAGAUUGGCAAAAACAAGUCAACAAAGCACUUGAGAAACUAAGUGAUCUGCAAGGAGCCAUGGAUGACUUAGAUGCUGACCUAAAAGAAGCUGAGGGUGUACGGAAUCGCUGGAAGCCUAUACGAGAAUUACUUAUUGACUUUUUGCUGGAUGACAUAGAAAACGUCACAACAUUUAAAGAAGAGAUUGCACCAAUUAGCCUAAAAGUUAAAACAGUGAAUGAUUUAUCCAGUCAGCUGUCUUCUCUUGACUUGCAUCCAUCUGUAAAGAUGUCUCAGGAGCUAGAUGAUCUUAAUAAGCGAUGGAAACAUUUACGGGUUUCAAUAGAAAACCGCCUUAAAAAGCUUCAGGAAGCCCAAAGAAGUCUUGUACGAUAUUCUCAGCGAUUUCUUGCUAUUUCUGUCCGGCUUCCAUGGCAGAGGUCUGUAGCACAAACCACAGCACCGUACUACGUUAAUCACCAAACAGAGUCAACAUGUUGGAAUCAUCCUAAAAUGACAGAACUCUUAGAGUCCCUUGGUGAUUUCAACAACAUCCGCUUCUCUGCCUACCGUACGGGCUUUAAAAUCCGAAGAUUACAGAAAGCCUUAUGCUUGGAUCUGUUAGAAUUGGAGACAACAAAUGACAUUUUACACCACCAUAAACUAAGACAGAAUGAUAAAUUCCUCUACGUCCCUGAUGUCAUCAAGUAUCUGACGAAGACUUAUGAUGUGCUGGAACAGUCACAUAAGGACCUGGUCAAUGUUCCACUCUGUGUAGAUAUGUGCCUAAAUUGGUUGCUCAACGUCUAUGAUGCGGGCCGGACUGGAAAAAUCAGAGUACAAUCCCUGAAGAUUGGAUUAAUGACUCUCUCCAAAGGUGCCAUUGAGGACAAAUACAGCUAUCUCUUUAAGGUGGUAGCAGGGCCUACAGAGAUGUGUGACCAAAGGCAGCUUGGCCUUUUGCUUCAUGAUAUCAUCCAGAUCCCUCGGCAACUUGGGGAAGUGGCAGCUUUCGGUGGUAGCAAUAUUGAACCUAGCGUUCGAAGCUGCUUCCAGCAGAGUCACAAUAAGCCAGAGAUAAGUGUAAACGAUUUUAUAGAAUGGAUGCGUUUGGAGCCACAGUCCAUGGUAUGGCUGCCACUUUUACAUCGUGUAGCAUCCUCAGAGACUGCAAAACAUCAGGCAAAGUGCAACAUCUGUAAAGAAUAUCCCAUCGUUGGGUUCAGGUAUAGAAGUCUAAGACAUUUCAACUACGAUAUUUGCCAGAGUUGCUUCUUUGUGGGUCGAACAACAAAGGGUCACAAAUUACCCUUCCCGAUGGUGGAGUACUGUAUACCUGCAACAUCAGGAGAAGAUGUACGAGACUUCACAAAGGUGUUAAGGAAUAAGUUCAGGUCGAAGAAGCAUUUUGCUAAACCCCAGCUUGGCUAUUUGCCUGUGCAGACAGUUCUUGAAGGUGCCAACUUAGAAACUCCUAUCACACUCAUCAGUAUGUGGCCAGUGCAAUAUGAACCCUCUGAGGCCGCACAACAAGGUCAGGAUGAUACACAUUCCCAAAUAGAGCAGUGUGCCUCCAGUCCUAUUACACUCAUCAGUAUGUGGCCAGAGCAAUAUGAAUUCUCUGAGGUCUCACAAAUUCAGGAUGAUACACAUUCCCAAAUAGAGCAGUGUGCCUCCAGACUGGCACAGUUGGAAAGGACUGUUGGUUCCAUCCUCACAGAAGGCACUUCUACCAUAGGAAUUGCAGGGGAUGAACAUUCGCUCAUCCUCCGGUAUUGUCAGGCACUGGGAGGAGAGCCCCCUGUGAGUCAACUUCAGAGUCCAACACAGAUCUUGAAAUCAGUGGAAAGAAAGGAAAGGGCAGAGCUGGAGCAGACCAUUGCCAACUUGGAGGAAGAACAAAGGAUCCUACAAUCAGAAUAUGACCGGUUGAAGGAACAACACCUUCGAUCGACGCUGAGCCCCCCCAGUUCACCUCCAGAUUCCAACAUACCUCCUCAUCACACUGCUGAAGACUCAGAGCUCAUAGCAGAAGCAAAGCUGCUUAGGGAGCACAAAGGUCGCCUGGAGGCCAGAAUGCAGAUUUUGGAAGAUCAUAAUAAACAGUUGGAGUCUCAGCUUCAGCGACUCCGACAGCUGCUUGAACAGCCUGAAUCAGAUGCAAAGAUCAAUGGAGUUACCCCUUCAUCGUCUUCACAGCAUUCAACAUUGGACCAAGAUAACAGCUCUCAAUUGCAAUCAGCAGGUGCUGAUGAUUUGUUGGUCCCACCUCAAAAUACCAGCACAGAUCUGACAGAUGUCAUGGAACAAAUCCACAGUACCUUUCCAUCAUGCUCCUGUGCCGAUGAUUUGUUGGUCCCACCUCAAAAUACCAGCACAGAUCUGACAGAUGUCAUGGAACAAAUCCACAGUACCUUUCCAUCAUGCUCCUCAAACCUCUCUGGCAGCACCCAGGGAAUCUAAAGCAUUCGUCUGGCUGGCCAACACUUCAUAAUACAUAGUAAAUUCUCAACAUACAGUAAAUUUUUAGUAAGUUCCAAUUCCAAAUCCCCUUGAAUAAGACUCUGCAUGACACCUUUGAUACCUUGAAGACCACAUUAUUUCGCUCUAUGUCUUCUACUAAAGGAGUAAAAUACGGAAGAUCCAAAGAUGGGAAUGUCAUGUUUUUAAUAAAAAAAAAGCUUUUGUUUUCUCCUUCCAUUUCUAUGCAACUGUAAAUUAAUGGAGGUAUUUGGAAAUGGUUAUACAUUUGUUCUUGAUUUGUAUAAAUAUACAGCAUUGGGAAAGUGGGUGGGGGCUUUAUAUAUUGUACCUUCUUUUUUGAUAACCAGGAAGAGAACUGCAUAAAGUAAUUAGAAGCAAAAUGUUACAUUUAUACAUUCCUUUCUGCUCCUCACAUUUACUUUUGACAGUGACUUCAUUUAUCUACUGACAUUUUGGCCAUGCUGUUGAGGUUAUUGACACACAUCAACCUUUUGACCAAGUAGGUGUCUGAAGAGCCUGGAACUGUUUUCCAUGACUGGCCACAUUAACAGGGUCAGUUAAUUUACUCAGAUGUUAUUUAUUAAGAAUUAGGAUCUCACCACAGCUAUGUGCAAACUGUUUAGCUUCACUAACAAUGGCACACUCACCUCCAAAACUUUCACUACAUGGAACAACAUUUCUUUUGGAAUAUCUUUUUUUUUUCCUUCAUUUGAUUUCCCAGCCAUAUGAGAAAGUGUUUGUUCUUGGAGAUUAAUGUCAAAUUCUACUCUAGAGAAAAAUAAGAUUUAAUGGUAUAAGUGCAAUCUUAAUGGAAGUUUUCCUAAGGAACAUUUUUUUUUACCCAGAAACAAAGUUUUGAACAUCCUUUCCAACUUUCCAAGGUCUAGAUUUUCAGCCAUGAAGUACAAACCAGUCCCACACCUAAUUGUAAUAUUAAAGCAAAAGAAUGUCCUCUAUUCCCUCUGAUGGUGUUUUUUUACCAAAAAAAAAGAAAAGAAAGAAAAAGAAAAGGAAAGAAAAGAAAAAAUAAGCCCUUUCCAGUACUUGAUUUUUUUUUCUGAAUGCAAUGUUCAACCAUAGAGUUUGAGUCUGUGCAUACAUAGAUCACAUGACUUCUUUAGAAGUACUUUUUAAAGGCUAAUUAAUGGAAGACCUUUUGAUUUCCCUUCAUUGAUUAUCACAUUUGGGGAAGAGCAUUUUUUAGAAGAUCACAUGAAAAUUAAAUUAACACUUGGAGGUUGGGUUCUGCCCCACUGAGUACAUUUAGGCUUUGGGUUCAGUAUCAAGUUAAUAUCUGAUUCAAUAAACAUAUUAUGUGAUUACCAAACACAAAGAAAGCAAAAGCCUGUCCAAGAGUAUGCUCAUAGAUGCACAAGAAAGCCCCCAAAUGGACUGAGACUCUUAUCCCCCAAAACUAGAGUACUUGGAUUGUAGAAUGUGUGCUUAUGAAUCAUCAGGACAUGUUAACCUUUGCUUCUCUUCACUUGGGAUGUGACCAAGAGGAGAUUCAAAGUUAGCAAAAUUUGUUCUUUUCAAAGGGGUUGGGUGGGGGGGGUUGGGUUGGGGUCUAUUUGCAGCAUAGAUAUUUUGAAAAGAAAAAUUGUUUUAUAUAAGAGGAAAGCCAUGACCGCCUUUCUACCUCAAACCCAUCUUCAUUCAUAGUAUUGGAAAUAGCUUUAUGCUACUGUAUUCUGCAAAGUCUAUAGCUUUUACCAGACCAUACUAUAGCCAAGGAAAAGAAAAGCACCCCUUUUUAAUUAAGGAAAAAGAAAUAUCCCUGAACACUGAAGUUCACAGUUGUAGAUUUGGUGUCUUUCUUGUUAUUACUUUGAGAGGUUAUGUAUUAAAUUGUUUUUUCUGCCUGUAUUUGUAUGCAAAGUAUGUCCUCUACUCUGCUACUGAGUAAAAGCUAUUUAAAACACUACAUUGUAACAUUCUUCCUCCGAGUAAUAAUAAAUAAAAAAGGAAUAUAUUGCAGCAA